UUUUGUGAAAAAAAAAGUCCAAAAGUCAAAGUUUUAUUUUUUUUUUUGGUUGCGUUUUUCUACCGAACGUAUUUAUUUUAUGUAUGUGAGUUAUAUGCAUAUCGAAUAUGUGGCAGCCAGUAAAUAACAAAUACGGCGUGGCAAUACACAAUUGGCAAGGAAAUGUUCAGUAUGGUAUUGCAUUAGAUGUUGGCGAUAGUGUAGAAAUCCUUGAAGAAUGUUCACAAUGGUAUCGCGGUACAAACUUACGUAAGCCACGAUGCAUUGGCAUAUAUCCCAAAUCUUAUGUUUAUCUAAAAGAUCCAGCGAAAAUCGAUCCAGUUGUUGCAGAAUGUACACAAGUUCUGCGCGAAUGGUCCGAAAUAUGGAAAAAAUUAUACGUGAAUCGUGAUUCGUAUAAGUAUUCAUAUCUUCGCAAGGUGAUGUUAUCUCUAUUGGAACUUCGUCGUGAACUUCUGAGUGCAACUUUAACGCAAGAUCAUUUGAUGGAACUUCGUCUUCAAGUUACUUCAAAGAUUGACUGGGGCAACAGAAAACUUUGCCGUGAUUUAGUGCCAAGAAUUGGGCCGUUGGCAGUGAAUCCGCAUGAAAUAAGUAUUUCGUCGUUACAUCAAGUACAUGUGAAUAGCUCCGAAAAUGCCAAAGCAAGUUCUAGUCGUGGAACUUUACGUCGAAAGAGUGGAAGGAAACAAUUAUCUCAUCAUUUGUAUUUUUGUAUGCGAGACUUUGGAUACUUGAUCGGAGAAGAUGCAGAAGUUUAUUUUUAUCUUUAUGAUGGAAGUGCUGGAAAUAAUAGUAUGCGGCAGAUCUCCGAGCGAUUUUCUGUAUUCAUUCCUAAGGACGGAUAUGCUCAUUUUAAUGAAAAAAUACAUUCAAAUUGUUGUGUGUUCACUGAUUUAGGUGCUACCGAGAUAAAUUCUGAUCUUUAUUUGGUUACAAGUGUGAUCAGAGUUGGUAAAAUGUUACAAGAGUCAGUAAAAAAGAAUGAAAAAUCUAAUUCGAGUCAAGUAUUUCGACGUCCUUUUGGCGUUGGCGUCUUACCAUUAUCGCUUCUAAAUAGUUCGAGUAGCGCCGAGAAUCUUAUUGAGUCAGAAGAAAAGGAACACAAUUUUCGAUUGUAUCAGUGCGAGGAGAAGGAUUUUUAUCAACUGCAUGAAAUGCUUAUCAAAAAAACGUCUGGAAAAUACUCUCCGAUAAAUGGAAACGGAAAUAAUUCGUAUGGAAUUGGUGUGUCGGUAAAAAUCCUUCAUGGAGAAUUACUUCAAGCAAGACAAGAGCAGCCGCUUCUUUUUCAAGGAGCAGUAAUAACACGAAAAAUCGGGUUUCCUGAUAUAAUCAUGCCCGGUGAUGUACGCAAUGAUCUAUUUUUGGUAAUAGAUAAAGGAGAAUUUGAACGAGGCGGCAAAAGCACUGCGAAAAAUAUCGAAGUUCUUUUGAGUAUUAUUGAUUCAAAUAACGGAAAACCAAUACCGGAUUGUUUUUGGGCAUCGUCAGGAGUAGAAGCGGCUACAAAUCAAUUUAGAACCGUUAUUUUAUAUCAUAAUAAUUCACCUUCAUGGAAUGAAACAAUUCGAUUGAAUUUACCAAUUGAGAAAUUUUCAACAGCCCAUAUACGAUUUGAGUUUCGACAUUGUUCGACACGAGAAAAAUCAGAACCAAAACUCUUCGCAUUUAGUUUUGCACGUUUAAUGGAACCAAGUGGUGCAGCUAUAGCGGAUGGUUUUCAUGAGCUAUACGUGUACAAAUGUGAAGAUCAAUCAAAACUGACGAAAGUUCCAUAUUUAAAUUUGCGAUGUUCGGCUUUUGACGAUCAAGGUAUUUUAGAUCAAACCGCAACAUUUCACAGAACAUCGAAAGAGUGCAUGUAUCUCAGAUCCAUGCUUAUAUCUACAAAAUUGACACAAAAUGGCGAUAUUUUAUCGAUUUUACAAUGGAAAACUCAUCCAGAACGGAUCAAAGAAGCAUUGACACGAGUUUUGAAAUUGCGUGAUGAAGAGUUAGUGAAAUUCUUACAAGAUGUUUUAGAUGCAUUGUUUGCAAUAUUUUCAGAUGAAGAUGGAAAUAGUACAGAAUAUUCGGGUACUGUGUUUCAAGUCUUGGUCAGCAUAUUUAGUUUACUUCAGAGCUCCAAAUUUGAACAUUUUAAACCGGUUAUGGACGAGUAUAUUGAUAAUCAUUUCGCGGCCGCGUUGGUUUAUAAGGGAUUAAUUACUUCCGUUCAACAUCUAGCUGAUUGCAUGCAAACCGCAGAACAAACUGAACCGAUUCCAAAAUAUUUUGAUUCUCUUGAAUACAUCGUUAAGUUGAUUAUUCAAUCGAGAAAGCUGUUUUCACAGGCGACAGGCGGCCAAUACGAAGAUUCAUUCAAGCGUGAUUUGUAUAAUUUGUUCAAAGCACUUAGUUCAAUGUUAUCGGUGCCAUCAAAUGAAGCUAUAAUUGCUCCUCAAGAAGCACUUUUACGUACAACGGGUGUUGUUCUCGAGCAACUGCACGAUACACUAACACCACCAGACAUAGGAAUUGUGUCUCGUAAUAUAUUUGAUGCAGUUUGUCGUGAUGCACCACCACGUUUAAUUCAAGCCAAAUUAUUGGCAAUCAAAGAUUUAGUCCGUGGUCGUUUAUUUCAAAAGGAAGAAGUAACACGGUCAAUUAUUCUUGCAGUUGCAUGUAAGCAUAUUCGUAUUCAUUUGUCACGUCGAGACGAAUUGAAACUAUGCGCCGAUAUAUUAUCAGAUAUGCUGAAUUUUUUGUUUUCAAUCAGAGGUGCUGAAAAUUCGGAAAAGCCAUCAAAUUAUUUGGCACAUGAUUUGAACUCUUUAUGCCGAAAUAUCUUGGAUAUCUUAAUGCAAACAAUUAUGAUAAUAAUCGAAGCUUCACCACCGGUUUUAUCAUCGUUGGUCGCAGUAUUGCUUGGUCUAUUACAACAAUUGGAUGAAUCUCAUUACACAUAUUUGUUUGAAGAACUUGAAGGGAGUGGUGGAAGUGGUGAACUUAAAGGUUUUUUGCAUAAAUGUUUGCUGGUCCUCAAGGAGCUAUUAAUAAAUGACUGGCAAGUUUUUCCAUCGGAUUGGAUUGUUAUGAAGUUGGUCGCAAAUAAUAUAUUACGUAAAGCUCUGGAAGAGUUUGCUAAACCACUUGUCUAUCGGUAUCUUGAGGACAAUACAUUUGAUGCACAGCUAUGGCGAGCGUAUUUCAGUUUGGCCACAAUUUUCACAACUCAACCAUGUCUACAAUUAGAAAAAUAUCCCGACACGAAACAGAGAAAGAUUUUAAAUGAAUUUGGAGAUAUGCGAGUUAUGAUGGGUUUUCAAAUUUUGAGCAUGUGGGCACAUCUAAGCGAAAACAAAUUACACUUUAUUCCAUCAAUGGUUGGACCUUUUCUCGAAAUCACACUGGUACCCGAACCAUCUUUACGAAAGGCUACUUUAAAUGUAUUUUACGACAUGAUUCAAUGCGAACAAGCUGCCCGCGGCUCGUUUCGAUUAAUUGAGAGUGAAUUAAUCGACAAGUUGGAUUCAUUGAUUAACGAAAAUAAGGGUGAUGAUGAAUACAGAGAACUUUUCAGUACAAUGGAGCUUCUAACAUUAGUUAUUUUGGAGCGACUAGAAGCUGAAAAUCCAACUGAAUGGUGUGAAGCUGGUAAAAUGUUUAUUUCAUCUGUAACCAAAUUAUUGGAGCGCCUACUUGACUACAGAAAUGUGAUGCAAGGUGAUGAAAACCGAGAUAAGAGAAUGUCGUGUACCGUAAACUUAUUAAACUUUUAUAAGAACGAAAUUGAUCGCAAGGAGAUGUAUUUACGGUAUAUAUACAAAUUAUAUGACUUACAUCUGCAAGCGGAAAAUUACACAGAGGCAGGUUUUACAUUAAAAUUAUAUGCGGAUAUGUUGAGUUGGUCUAAGGAGACUCUAACUUUUACUCCAAAUGAUACAAUUGGCCAACAAGAAUGGGAACGGAAAGAGAAUCUUUAUAAAGAGAUUUUGAAAAAUUUCGACAAAGGUAAAAACUGGGAAAAGGGAAUUCCAUUGUUGAAAGAGUUAGCUGAUUUCUAUGAAUACAAGCGCUUUGACUUUGAGGCUUUAAGUAAUAUAUUGAACUUACAAGCAAGAUUCUUCCAAAACAUUUUAACUCAAAUACGCCCGGAGCCAGAAUAUUUUCGUGUUGGUUUUUUCGGUUUGGGAUUCCCAUUGUUUGUACGAAACAAACAAUUCAUCUACCGUGGAUUAGAGUAUGAGAGAAUUGGCGGCUUCACGCAGCGUAUGCAGAUUGAAUUUCCGCAAGCACAAAUUUUAACGAAAAAUACACCGCCAGAGUCCUCAAUAUUUGUCGAUAAAGGCCAAUUUAUUCAAAUAAGUAAUGUUCGACCGAUUCCUGAUCAGCCAUUGUUCAAAAAUACAAUGUUCCCUGUCCCGGAAAAAGUAAAAAAAUUCUACCAAGUAAAUGAUGUUAAACGUUUUCAACACGACAGACCUCUAUAUAAAGGUCAAUCUGAUAAAGAUAAAGACAACGAGUUCAGCCGACUGUGGAUUGAACGUACAAUACUGGAUAUAUCGGAACCUCUUCCAAACAUUCUUCGGUGGUUUGAAAUUGUCAACAGAUCUUUCCGAGAGCUCACUCCCGUUGAAUUUGCUUGUGAAACAAUGGAAAAUGUGGCAAAAGAGUUACAUGAACUAAUUGACCAGUAUCGUGCCGAUCCAAAGCGAAACAUCAAUCCAUUUUCAAUGCGAUUACAAGGAAUAAUAGAUGCCAAUGUUAUGGGUGGAAUAAGUAAAUAUCAAGAUGCAUUUUUCACCGAAGAAUUUCGACAAUCACCUGAAGGCAAGUCACAACAAACAAAUGUACAACGACUAAAACAAUUGAUGCUGAAACAAGUACAAAUUUUGGAAACGGCUCUAGCGUUGCAUGGAAACUUGGCACCUGAAGGCGUUCAACCAUUACAUAAGCGAUUAUUAGAACGUUUCAUUCAUAUGCGACAAAGCAUAAAUGGUAUGGACAAAAUAAAACGUCAUUUCUCAGAGAGUAUUGUAAAUACCCCGCUACCACCGCUUCCAAUUGAAAAGCGUUCAAUGAGCGUCAGCCAACAGCCUGUACAAAACAACAAUGACUUAUCAGAUGAACUAGUUGAUGAUCAUUCAAAUUAUCACAUGAUGAAUUUUGAGAAGGAAGAAAUUUAUACAAAACCAUCUUCGCGAUUCAAUGGAAAUUAUGAAGCGAAACCACCGCCGCUUCAAAGAUGUAUUUCCAACCGCGAUCAAGUCAUUUUAACAAGAAAUGACAGUACGACAGCACCUCCAAUCCCGAUUCGACCUAAGUCUGCUGGUUACGGUAACUAUGAUAGCCCGGAAAUUCCACCAAAGUCUGCUACAAAAGAUAUUUUGGCACCACCAUUGCCACCGCGUGGUCUUACACCCACAGAUAAACGAAUAUCGAAUUCAAUGCUUAAUUAUUGCAGCAUAGAUUAUCAAGAAAAUGACUUACACUCAUCAAGUAUGAAGUCACCAUUUCAGAAAUAUUCAGUGGUGAACAUACCAUUGGAAGAUCACGCUGAAGCUGAUCGCUUCAAAUUAGAGAACAGUUGUUCUCAAAUUGAUUUUCGUGAUUCUGGUAUUUCUACAGCAUCGCACGAUCUAAACUAUGCAUACAUUUGUACUGAUACUACACGAACUAUAGCCACUGCGAGCAAUUCCCUUGAAAAUAACGAUAUUCAAAACGAACAAGUUAGAAAUCCACCCCCAAUACCGCGAAAAUUGACCAACUCCAUAAAUCAUAGCAAUUCCGAUCUUUUUAACGAAGAAAAUUUGGACCAAAAUAUUGGGAAUGGCGAAGAUGAUUACUGUAAGCCAAAAAUGUAAAAUGCAAAUAAUCAAUAAUGAUUUUAUACAAUAUAGGGCAAAUGUUGAAUACACCACUGUUACAUUGAAGUUUUGAAACCAUUUUGAUUUUCAAACUACUCGUAAAAUAAUUUCUACAUCGAAAAGCAUCAAUUGUUACAAUGGUGUAUUCCAACUAUUAGCCUGUAGUAGGAUACGUAUAUAUAUAUAUCUGCAGCACAAAAUGCUCACAUACUGUCUAUUGAUAGUAUGAAACAUUUAAAUUAUAAAUAUUUUAUGUCAAUUUUUUUAAACAAAUACAGAACGAAGUUGCAAUAUCUAUUCUAAUCAUUUGAUAAAUAUUACAAAAAUGUGUGUCAUAAAAUUUGCUCAACUCAGGCAAUAAAGUAACCAACUAUUGUGUGUAAAUCAAUUAUAAUAGUAUUCUAUUUGAUAGUAUUAUCUAUUAUUUACGAACAUUUCAAAUUGUUUUAUUUUGUAACAAUUUUAUUUCAUCUGCAGAUUUUUUUUACUGUCAUUGUAUUUUAUAUCGUUCAGCCAU
Contarinia nasturtii (swede midge) is the source of this 6369-nucleotide messenger RNA. RefSeq names its product dedicator of cytokinesis protein 3 (gene spg). Gene Ontology annotation, biological process: small GTPase-mediated signal transduction. The record is from RefSeq and is a predicted model, not a curated record. The transcript is spliced from 18 exons. Bases 108 to 5849 code for a protein of 1913 amino acids. Lineage: Eukaryota; Metazoa; Arthropoda; Insecta; Diptera; Cecidomyiidae. Gene Ontology annotation, cellular component: plasma membrane; cytoplasm. Gene Ontology annotation, molecular function: small GTPase binding; guanyl-nucleotide exchange factor activity.